Cydia pomonella (codling moth) is the source of this 4103-nucleotide messenger RNA. It is a transcript of the gene fu, whose product is annotated as serine/threonine-protein kinase fused. NCBI's taxonomy places the organism in Eukaryota, Metazoa, Arthropoda, Insecta, Lepidoptera, Tortricidae. Gene Ontology annotation, cellular component: cytoplasm. Gene Ontology annotation, biological process: protein phosphorylation. Gene Ontology annotation, molecular function: protein kinase activity; ATP binding. The transcript has 11 exons. The record is from RefSeq and is a predicted model, not a curated record. The coding region runs from base 114 to 2657 and encodes 847 amino acids.
ACACCAGACCAACAAGUAGAAACAGAGUUUGUUUCUAUUAUUAAAGUACACUUUUUUUAGCGAAAGAUAUGUUCCAUUGGAAUUAAAUUUAAGCUUAAAACAAAUCAAUCAGUAUGGAGAACUACGAUAUAAUAUCAUUCGUAGGCGAAGGGUCUUUUGGUCGAGUGUUUAAGGCAAAGAAUAAAGAAACCGAUGUUGUAGUGGCCUUAAAAGUUAUACGCAAGAAAGGCCGCUCGUCAAAAGACUUGAAAAACUUAAGGCAAGAAUGUGAUAUACAACGUACUCUUGAACAUCCAAACAUUAUUCGUAUGAUUGAUAGCUUUGACACGGAAUCGGAGUUGGUGGUAGUGACAGAAUAUGCUGAGAAAGAACUUCACAGUAUAUUAGCUAAAGAAGGCUGUUUGAAUGAGGAACAAGUGAAGAAGAUUACCUGGGAUUUAGUGUCUGCACUGUAUUACUUACAUUCACACAGGGUUUUACAUCGGGACCUAAAGCCCCAGAAUGUAUUACUAGACAGCAGCGGCUGUGCCAAGCUCUGUGACUUUGGAUUGGCCAGAAUAAUGACCAACUCCACCCACAUUCUAACUUCCAUCAAGGGAACUCCAUUGUAUAUGGCACCUGAACUAAUUGAUGAGAAACCUUAUGAUCAUCAGGCAGAUCUCUGGUCCCUUGGGUGCAUAGUGUAUGAGCUGAUGGCCGGUCAGCCGCCAUUCUGCACCAUGUCCAUCCUGCAGCUGGUGAGGAUGAUUCGCCACAAGCCAGUGCAAUGGCCAAGCUUCAUCAGCAAGGAGGCCCGUUCUUUCCUCCAGGGACUGUUACACAAAGACCCCAUGAAAAGGAUGACCUGGCCAGAUAUACUGGCGCACCCAUUUGUAGCGGGCCACAUCCUCAUUCUGCCCGAAGACGUGCAAAGUGAAUCACCCUUCACACAACCAUUGAGUCACAGCCAACAGGAGGCAAAGCGCCUACAGCGGGAUAAGAUUAGCAGCAAUGCAAGGGCAAUGAAAUUGGAUAAUGAACCUUUAAAAGUAGUUAACCGGAGAGAGCAUGAUCUCCGUCACAUCCGUGGCGUAACUCAACCUACAGAGUGCGUGCCCAUGUCCGACGACGACAGCGUCCGCGCCACCAGCGCCUUCAGCGUCCGAGACAGCCUCAAAACCGACGACGAAGACCAGUCGCAACCCAUCACUAUCGCCAACGCAAAACUACUAAGACAUGAGUACAACGUCAUGAACAAUUCCAAUCUUGUCGUCUGUAAUUUAGAAAAUAAUAUGGCACAACUUAUGGCAACUAAUAAAAAACAAACUGAUGCAGCUGUCAAGAAAAUGGACAAAAUUCUUGAGGAGAAACAGACAGAAAAAUCUAACACAGAAGCCACAAACAAAAUUGAGAAGAGUGAAGCUAUUGAUGUGAAACAGAAGGCGAAAAGUGUAGAUACCGCAUCACACAGUUUAGAGAACCCGAAAAGUUCAACGAAAUGCAGCAGUGAGGUUAGUUCUGCUCUGAGUAAAAGCGUACCGCCGUCUUAUAAGCAAAAGUUGCUGCAGUUUUCCAGAGAUAAACUAAGAUUUGCCAGUGGCGGAAAUAGAUUAACAAGAAGCAUCAAGCGAUCAUUUCAUUUUAGUAGGAGUUGGGAUAAGAAUAAGUCGGAAAAUCAGAGGCGUACUAGUGAACCAGCCAUUGAAAUCCCAAGUAUUGUUGACGUGGAUCAAGAAAAAUGCUUGAAGGAGACCAAGGAUGAAGAUAUUGAAAAGAUAGAAUUGAUUGAAGAAGUUUCAGAUAAAGAAGUAGCAAAUAAUGAUGAAAUUGUCAUACCGGAAGAAAAACACGAAGUCAAGGAGCCAUCCGCCAUUGAGCUGGAAGAAUGGGAAGCAUUCCUGAAUUCCAAUAUAAGUGAAGUGAUGGAUGGCGACGUUGAAUCUCUCACGCAGCUGAACAUGGUGAGCAUGGUGGUGGGCGUAGUGGGCAGCUCGGGUCGCGGAGCCCGCGGCGGGCGCGUGUGCGGCGCCGUGGCCGCGCUGCUGGCGCUCCCGGCCGUGUCACCCGCGCUGCCCCGGCACACGCUGCUCCACAUACAGGAUGUGUAUCUAGAAGCCAAAGUGGUGUACGAGUUCAUUGCAGCUGUUAAUUCGUUGAUGAAGGACUGCAAGAACGAUGACGACAUGGAAGACAGAUUGACGGGCACGGGCCGGAUGCUGGAGGUGUGCGCGUGGCUAUGCGCACGCUCGUGCCGCGCCGUGCGGCAGCUCGCGGCGGCCACGACUGCGCACCGCGCCCAUACUGUGUUCACACGACUGUUGACCUUGUAUUCAAAAGCACCUCGUAUAGUUCUCAACAUCGUCGGUCUCCUCAUCACCAUACUCCAAGACCUGCCCGAGCACGCAGACGUCGUCGAGAAGAUUCUAUUCGACGACAAAACCUUCAAUUUCAUGUGUCUAUUGGAACAGCCCAGCGACGCCCUGAGAAUGCGAGUCUGCAUACUUAUAAGUCUAUUAUGUACAUUUUCUUGUACCGCAUUCUCGGUUGCUAUGGAGACGAAGUGGAGCAAAGAGGAGAGUGACUGUUUGGAGGCGUUGCAUACGCAUUGCAAUGUGACGCUGAACAGGGCAGCCAGGUUAGCUACUAAGGAGCUCAGUAAUAUGCCAUUUUACAACUAAGAAGUUUAUAUUCAGUACCAAUCCGUCCAUUUUUUUAUACUUAAGAGGAAAAUGCGGCUGCUUAAAACUUAUUUAAACGGUAAUCAUUUAAAGACCAGGAAACUGUAAUAUUCACCAAUGUUACAAUGAGGCAAUAUUAUUUUAGUCACCAGGACAGUGAUGGGCAUUUUCAGAGUAGCUAUUUAAAUAGUGAUUAGAGUAAAAUAAUUAAUAACAUCAACAUUAUCGACAAUAUUAGUUUGUUGAAGGAAUGCCGACUGACAACCAUUAAAACCAAAAAUGGGCUCUGCUAUCGAUUGUACUUUAUAAAGUAAUGAUGACAUUGCGCCAUAAAACAUUAUCCUUAUACUGCUCCAAUUGCCUAUUAAUAUAUCACGUUUCACACUGUCAACUGACAAUUCAUGAAAGCAAAGAUAUAAGGUCCAUAAUACCAGCGGUGGUUAGUUGAGCGUAGAAGGUAUUAACAACCUUCUCCGCAUCAAUGAAAUCUAAGUUAUUUUAAAUUAGACCUGAGUUUAUUUAUUUAUUCUUUGUGCAAUAUUAAAACGAAUAAAACUCACUGCUUUACUCGAAUGAGGGCCGAUUGAAGGACGCUCUUAACUAAAAUAUCAAAGCGCCUACAAAAACAGUCAAUGCAAAAGCCGCUUCCUACGCGCAGUACUAAUAUUAUGUGCGAAAGCUCCGAAUGCCUUGACAACAGUGGUAUUGAAAUGGAGCUUUUUCAUUAUAAGUAUUUAACUCUUAGGUCAAUUGCAAAAAAAAAAAAAUUCGUAGUUAAGCGCAUUAACUUAAGACUAAUUACAGGUCCUUAACCUGUAAUUAGUCUUAAGUUAAUUGUUUCCAUUGUGUUACGUCAAUUAACUUUGUCAAAUUGUAUUGUAUUUAAUGUUCUUAAUUCAUACACACAAAAGUGUAUAGUAUGCGCCAACACUAUUUCAUACAUGUAGCAUAAAUAGAAACUGUUUAAUUGUCGUCACAUAAUGGAAUCAAUUACAGGUCCUUUUCCAAUUUUUUACAAGUGGUUCUUAAUUUUAUUCAUGGCAUUUAAUGCUAAAAAACGUGUGAACAUAGUGGAACUUAAAAUUUAUAACGAUGAAUCUCUUUUAUUACAAGACUGAAAUAUUUUUGCUUACAUACUUUUUGAAUUUUGCUAAUAAUGACCAAUUUUUAUUAAUUAAAUACAUGUAUUUUCUUUACAUUCACGAUUUUAAUACCUUAGGCGUAAGAACCAUCCCAACUAAACGAACAACAGUGCCACAACAAGAUUAUAUAACUUUAAAUUCCGGACACCUGGCACAUUUUUUGACAUACUCCCCAAUAAUCUAUUUAAAAAAAACUACUUAUUGCUUUUGGGUCUCAAGAGCAAUAAGUGGUGGAGUGGUGGAGAGUGGAGUGGGUGGAUGAAAUUCUGUCCUUAAAAAAACAGUUUUACUUAAAUCAGUAAGA